AUGAAGCCUAGCAUUUACCUUAAUUUGGUACCAAUUCUAGGGUUGGUAGGAUCAUCGUAUUGCUCCCAGAAUGACUUGAUGUACGGAUUUGAUAAAAUAAAGAGAAAUGCAGUCUUUAAUGAUGUGUUUGACGUCAGACAAGAGACGAGCAAUCAAGGUUUAGAGUCCGAAGAAAAGUGUCCUCCGUGCUUCAACUGUAAUUUGCCCAACUUUGAAUGCACUCAAUUCUCCAACUGCAACCCCUAUACGGGCAUGUGUGAGUGUCUCGAUGGAUAUGGAGGAAUGGAUUGCUCAGAGCCAUUGUGUGGUGCUCUCUCGGAUGGCAAUAAAAAUAGACCCGUCAGGGAAGAAAAUAAGACUUGUACGUGUAAAGAUGGAUGGGAUGGGUUAAAUUGCAACAUCUGUAAGGAUGACAAAUCUUGUGAUCCAUUCAUGCCAGAAGGUUUAAGUGGCACAUGUUACAAGCAAGGCAUCAUUAUCAAAAAGUUCCACCUGAUGUGUGAUGUAACUAAUAAGAAAAUUAUUUCCAUAUUGAAGGGGAGGAAACCAGAGGUGACCUUUAGCUGUAAUAAAGAAUCAAAUACUUGCAAUUUCCAGUUUUGGAUUGCUCAGAAAGAGUCUUUCUAUUGUGAUUUAAACAAAUGUGAGUUUGAAUACGAUUCAAAAUCCAACUCAACUCGUUAUAACUGCGACAAGGUUGACUGUAAAUGCUUACCGGGGAGAAUGCUAUGUGGAGAGGCUGGAUCAAUUGAUAUAUCUGAUUUUUUGACUGAAACAAUCAGAGGGCCUGGUUUCUUUUCUUGUGAUAUCAAUGAACAUAGUUGUAGCUUUUCUGAGCCAAGUAUGAAUGACUUGAUAUCAUCGGUGUUUGGAGACCCAUAUAUUACUCUUAAGUGCUCAUCAGGUGAGUGUGUUCACAAGAGUGAAAUUCCAGGCUACAAUGUUCCUGAUAAGAAUGAGCUAACGCUCGGCAGUAUAUUGUUGAUUCUCAGUGUCAUUUUGGUGUGUGGCUUGAUAGUGUUUACUAUUUUGCACAAUGUGCGUAAAUCUCCUUUAUUUAGGAGGAAAUCUGGAACCUUAGAACCACUAGAGAAUGAAGGCGCAAAUGACCUCAACUCUGAUACGAUUUCUGCUACUCUUACGUUUGAAAAUGUUGGCUAUACUGUCAAAAAUGGUCAGCAAGUUUUGAGAGGUGUCUAUGGAAUAGUCAGGCCCCGUGAAUGUUUAGCCAUUAUGGGAGGAUCUGGUGCCGGUAAGACCACUUUGUUGGAUAUAUUGGCGGCAAAAAAUAAAGAUGGAACAGUCACAGGUUCUAUUUGCAUUAACGGACACGUUGUAGACCAUAAUAAUUAUAAAAAAAUGGUUGGGUUUGUUGACCAGGAAGAUCAAUUAAUUUCAACUUUGACUGUCUACGAGACAGUAUUAAACAGUGCUUUACUUAGGUUGCCGCGGACUAUGUCUUUAAGAGCUAAAGAAGCUAGGGUCAUCGAAGUGUUAAAUGAAUUGAGGAUCUUGGGAAUUAAAGAUAGAGUAAUUGGAUCAGAUUUUAAGAGAGGAAUUUCAGGAGGCGAAAAGAGAAGAGUCUCUAUUGCCUGUGAAUUAGUUACUUCGCCUUCUAUACUUUUCUUGGAUGAGCCAACCUCGGGUUUGGAUUCCUACAACGCAAGUAAUGUCGUUGAUUGUUUGGUGAGAUUAUCAAGAGACUUUGACAGAACCAUUGUCUUUACAAUUCAUCAGCCCAGAAGCAAUAUUGUGUCUUUGUUCGACAAACUACUUCUAUUGAGCGAAGGUGAUUUGAUUUACUCUGGUGAGAUGAUAAAAUGUAAUGAUUUUUUUACAAAGUAUGGAUAUAAAUGUCCUCUUGGGUACAAUAUAGCGGAUUAUUUGAUCGAUAUUACACUGAAUCAUAAGAAGGUUUUGAAAGUUGGAAGUUCGAAUAGUGACUUCUUACCGGAGGACUUUGCGGGUGAACCAAGCACUGAAGACAUUCAUGAUAGCUUCCUUCAAGACGCAGAAAGCAGCGAUGUUGAUACUACCAGAGAAUGGGAGCAUUUUGCAGUCCACAGAGAUGAAUAUAAUUAUAAUGUACAACUGAAAAAGGAUAAAUCUGGAGAAGAAUCCACAUACAUACAGUUUAAUAAUAAAUUACCUACAAUUUUCAGAGAGUCGGUUUUGUCUGCUGAAUUAAAGCAAGAAAUUGAAGAUAUUAGGAGAAAUCCAAGUGAUGAUAAGUUUAACCAAAAGAUGUUUAAGAAGGCAACAUUUUUCAGCCAGCUCUUAAUUUUAAGCGCAAGGACGUUCAAGAAUUUAUAUAGAAAUCCAAGGUUACUUCUUAGCCAUUAUAUACUAUCAUUUUUGGUCGGUAGUUUCUGUGGUUACCUAUACUACGAUGCUGCUUAUGAUAUUAGUGGAUUUCAAAAUAGGCUUGGAUUAUUCUUCUUCAUUCUUGCCUUGUUUGGAUUCUCGGCUUUGACUGGUUUGCAUUCGUUCUCAUCUGAAAGGAUUAUUUUUAUUCGUGAAAGAGCAAAUAAUUAUUAUAAUCCUUUUUCCUACUACUUAAGCAAAAUACUUUGUGAUGUGCUUCCCUUAAGAGUGUUACCUCCAAUAAUAUUGAUCAGUGUUGUAUACCCGCUAGUGGGUUUAUCCAUGCAACACAAUGGAUUUUUGAAAUGUAUUCUUAUUCUAGUCUUAUUCAAUUUGGCAGUUUCAAUCGAAGUGUUAAUUGUCGGAAUUCUAAUUGGUGACCCUGGUACAUCCACAAUGAUUGGUGUCUUAGUUUUGUUAUUUUCUCUUUUGUUUGCUGGUCUUUUUGUGAAUAGCAAGGAUUUGAAUACUCAAAUUAAAUGGAUGGAAUGGAUUUCAGUUUUCCAUUAUGCUUACGAGGCUCUCUCUAUAAAUGAAGUCAAGGAUUUAAUAUUGAGAGAAAAGAAAUAUGGGUUGUCCAUUGAAGUUCCUGGCGCAGUUAUAUUAAGUUCGUUUGGUUUUAAUGUCAGUGCUUUUUGGAAAGACGUUUCUUUCUUAGGUUACCUCACUUGCUUGUUUUUGAUUCUCGGAUAUAUCUUCCUUCACUACUUUGUUGUUGAAAGGAGGUAA
Priceomyces carsonii is the source of this 3093-nucleotide messenger RNA. RefSeq names its product putative ATP-dependent permease (gene ADP1). Gene Ontology annotation, molecular function: ABC-type transporter activity; ATP hydrolysis activity; ATP binding. The transcript has a single exon. The record is from RefSeq and is a predicted model, not a curated record. Lineage: Eukaryota; Fungi; Ascomycota; Pichiomycetes; Serinales; Debaryomycetaceae. Gene Ontology annotation, biological process: transmembrane transport. Gene Ontology annotation, cellular component: membrane. Bases 1 to 3093 code for a protein of 1030 amino acids.